UCUUCCCCCCCCCCCCCCUUCGAAAGGCUGGCAGUGAACUGUUCUCCGCUCCUGCAAAGCAUCAGGCCAUCCAGCCACAUAUCUCCAACGCAUGCCUAAACAUGGUUUUACUUUCGUUCACCUAACACACGCCGAACAAUAUACCAAAAGACCUGUUAAACACCGAUCUGACCACCGAAUCGAACCCGCAACAUUACAUCCACUGCCACCAUGUUCUGCUGCCGUAGCGGACCCUCGAAUCGCCGCCGUCGCAACCAAGAGAAGGCCAUUUUCCUCACGAUCGUUCUCGUCUGCGCGAUCUACUUCCUCUUUUUCGCAAACUCCUCGGACCGCCGACAACAACAAGCAGUGUUCACGCACGAUGGCUCAGCGGAGAGAGGGCCAUACCGGGACCCGCGGUCAGGGAUGGCAACCCCGUCGCAGCGGCCCCCCUCUCGAAAGGCCGACAACGCCAUGGUGGUGGCGAGCAUGAAACGUGAUGAUGUGUCUUGGCUGUUUGAGAACUUUCCGGAUUGGGACAAGAAUCUCUACGUGGUCGACGACAAGAACGCGCCACUGACGGUGAAGCAGAACAAGGGAAGAGAGUCGAUGGUUUACCUGACGUAUAUCAUCGAUAACUACGACAAUCUCCCAGAGUCUAUCCUCUUCAUCCAUUCGCAGCGCUUCCAGUGGCACAACGACGACCCCUACUACGACGGCGUCCCGAUGCUCCAAAAGUUCCAGGUCCCCUACCUUCAGAAACAAGGCUACGUGAACUUACGCUGCGCCUGGGUGCUUGGUUGCCCCGUCGAAAUCCACCCGCUCACGGAUACCCAUCGAAAUGACGUCCACGCCGGCGAGUACUUCAAAACCGGAUUUAUGGAGCUCUUUCCCGGAGAGCCAGUGCCGCAGGAAGUAGGGGUGUCGUGCUGCGCGCAGUUUGGUGCUACGCGGUGGAAGAUCCUCGAGCGACCCAAGAGCGACUACAUUAGGUUCCGGGAUUGGCUGGCGACGACGACGCUUCCGGAUGAGCUGAGUGGACGCAUCAUGGAAUACUCGUGGCAUAUGAUCUUUGGCAAAGAACCCAUCUAUUGCCCAACAGCGGAAGAAUGCUAUUGCAAGGUGUUUGGAAUGUGCAACUUGCAUUGUCCCGAUGAAGGCGAGUGCGAUGAUCGCUAUGCGCUGCCUCCUUACUCCUCUCUACCAAAGGGCUGGCCCCAUAUUGGAUGGAAUGGUCAGCCCCAAGAUCCCAGCGCAGGUGGUCUUCCAGAGGCGUGAUUUCCUACAUAGCUUGUCAGAUUUGCACUGCCGACAUAUCAUUAAUUAUUGACGCCGUGACAAAGGGCUGAUCCCUUCGUGGAGCGGUUCGUCAGUUGGUCUAUACAAGAGCAAUAGCUGUCGGGAAUUUGCGGUCGCUUUGAGAGUUGCUGGCUUCUACCCCCGCGGGUUACUUCGGUCCCACUUGGCCAGAUGAACAACAGGUGCUAUAUGCGCCUCCGCCACCAGCCCUGAGGCCUCACUCGAAUUUUAGCACACUUGAUGUCAAAUGUGCAUAGGUUUGAAGUCUCAAGUCAACAUCAUUUCAGACAAAGCAUUGCUUUUUCACAGCUCUGGUGGGUACGGUGAUGGGAUGGCGAGGAUCGACAAAAUCCCAAUGAAUUGUAAGAAUAUGCGAAGGAUAAAACACUUGAAUACCCCAUUUCCUUGUAUAUCAGACGGCGUUUUUUACUUGGAGCGCUUAUAUACAAAUGAUCAUUU
Aspergillus campestris IBT 28561 is the source of this 1737-nucleotide messenger RNA. RefSeq names its product DUF3431 domain-containing protein. The record is from RefSeq and is a predicted model, not a curated record. The coding region runs from base 211 to 1257 and encodes 348 amino acids. NCBI's taxonomy places the organism in Eukaryota, Fungi, Ascomycota, Eurotiomycetes, Eurotiales, Aspergillaceae. The transcript is spliced from 3 exons.